AUGCUGCAACUACCCCAUCCAAUGACAACCAAGAAUUCCUUCCUAGGUGGCGUGAUGAGCGUUGGCUUGUUCACUGAGAUCUUCAAGACGGAGCGUUUUGCUGACCUUCAGAAUAGGCACUCACAAUGGCUGCAACUUCUCUCGCUGCUUGUGCUUCAGGCAGGCGAGGCUCGGCAUUCUGGGCUGCAGACGCUGACGGCUGUGACUAACUUGGCCCUGCUGUCUGAGUGUCAACCUUUUGACGGUGUCUUCUCUGGUGACAAAGAAACUCGAAUGCCAUGUGCUUUUAUGGCCAAACGGUGGGCCGAUGAGAGUUGGGCUUAG
Messenger RNA from Dibothriocephalus latus, 324 nucleotides. The record is from the annotation of a GenBank genome assembly. NCBI's taxonomy places the organism in Eukaryota, Metazoa, Platyhelminthes, Cestoda, Diphyllobothriidea, Diphyllobothriidae.